Messenger RNA from Brachypodium distachyon (stiff brome), 2015 nucleotides. Its product is annotated as hexose carrier protein HEX6. NCBI's taxonomy places the organism in Eukaryota, Viridiplantae, Streptophyta, Magnoliopsida, Poales, Poaceae. The coding region runs from base 204 to 1745 and encodes 513 amino acids. Gene Ontology annotation, biological process: monosaccharide transmembrane transport. Gene Ontology annotation, molecular function: monosaccharide transmembrane transporter activity. The record is from RefSeq and is a predicted model, not a curated record. The transcript has a single exon. Gene Ontology annotation, cellular component: membrane.
AGUCCGGGCGAUCUGCGUGGCAUCUCCCACCAGUCAACAAAAGGAUCAGUCAACCAUGACUGUCAGUCGCUCGACCGAGCGUUGUACACUUGUACACCACCACAUCUGCCAAGAUCCUCGAUCGAUCCACAGCUGAAUCAUUACUGACAACUCAACCAUUUGCGUGGCCGCGCGCAGCUCUGGUCUGCUCCGGUCAGACAGACAUGGCGGUCGGCGUCGGCGUCCUCUCCGGGAGCUCCGGCGGCGGCAACGGGAGGGUCACCGCCUUCGUGGUGCUCUCGUGCAUCACCGCGGGCAUGGGCGGCGUCAUCUUCGGCUACGACAUCGGGAUCGCAGGCGGCGUGUCGUCGAUGGAGCCGUUCCUGAAAAAGUUCUUCCCGGAGGUGUACCGGCGGAUGAAGGGCGACGGUAGCAUCAGCAACUACUGCAAGUUCGACAGCCAGCUGCUGACUGCCUUCACUUCCUCGCUCUACGUCGCCGGCCUCCUCACCACUUUCCUCGCGUCCACGGUCACAGCCCGGCGCGGCCGCCGCCCGUCCAUGCUCCUGGGCGGCGCCAGCUUCCUCGCGGGCUCGGCCGUGGGCGCCGCGGCCGUGGACAUCUACAUGGUCAUCCUCGGCCGGGUGCUCCUCGGGGUCGGCCUGGGCUUCGCGAACCUGGCCGUGCCGCUGUACCUGUCGGAGAUGGCGCCGUCGCGGCACCGCGGCGCGUUCAGCAACGGCUUCCAGCUGAGCGUCGGGGUCGGCGCGCUCGCGGCCAAUUUGAUCAACUUCAGCACGCAGAAGAUCAGGGGCGGGUGGGGGUGGCGCGUGUCGCUGGCACUCGCCGCCGUCCCCGCUGCGCUUCUGCUCGUCGGCGCCAUCUUCCUCCCGGAGACGCCCAACAGCCUGAUCCAGCAAGGCAGAGACCGUCAGGACGUGGCCGUGCUGCUGCGGAAGAUCCGCGGCACGGAUGACGUGGACGCCGAGCUGGACGACAUCGUGGCCGCCGCGGCAGCUAACAGCGAAGGGGCAGCCGGAAGUGGCCUGCGGAUGCUGCUCACUCAGCGUAAAUACCGGCCUCAGCUGGCGAUGGCCGUGAUGAUACCCUUCUUCCAGCAGGUGACGGGGAUCAACGCGAUCGCGUUCUACGCGCCGGUGCUGCUGCGCAGCAUCGGCAUGGGCGAGUCGGCGUCGCUGCUGUCGGCGGUCGUCACGGGCGUCGUCGGCGCGGGCUCCACCUUCCUCUCCAUGUUCCUCGUCGACCGGUUCGGGCGCCGCACGCUCUUCCUGGCGGGGGGCGCGCAGAUGCUGGCGUCGCAGGUGCUCAUCGGCGGCAUCAUGGCCGCGAAGCUCGGGGACGACGGAGGGGUGAGCAAGGCGUGGGCCGGGGUGCUCGUGCUGCUCAUCGCCGUCUACGUGGCCGGGUUCGGGUGGUCGUGGGGCCCGCUGGGGUGGCUCGUGCCCAGCGAGAUCUUCCCGCUGGAGGUGCGCUCGGCGGGGCAAGGGGUGACGGUGGCCGUGAGCUUCGUGUUCACGGUGGUCGUGGCGCAGGCGUUCCUGGCCAUGCUGUGCCACAUGAGGGCCGGGAUAUUCUUCUUCUUCGCGGCGUGGCUGGCGGCCAUGACGGCGUUCGUGUACCUCCUCCUGCCGGAGACGAAAGGGGUGCCGAUGGAGCAGAUGGCUGCCUUGUGGGCCGAGCACUGGUUCUGGAAGCGGGUCCUCCUGGGCUCCGAGGAGGCGCCAACAGCGAGCGGGAAACUCUGAAGAAACAGAGCAAUGUUUUUAGAACAAAGGAGAUCAGCACGCGUUGCAUAUCUGCACGCACGUUGUACCAACCCUGAUCACGAGGCACAUGUGUGGCCAUUUGUUUACGCGCCUACCCACGGCAUUUCGAAUCGUUACAAAACUUGUACUCCCUCUUAUUUUAGGAUUUGCAUUAAAACGACGACAACAAUUUAGUAUGGGAGGAAAUAUUGUUUACAAUGGGACCACUUGCGUAUAAUCGAUUUGCUUUUGGCCUGAUCGACUGACAUA